Stylophora pistillata is the source of this 842-nucleotide messenger RNA. RefSeq lists its product as uncharacterized. Lineage: Eukaryota; Metazoa; Cnidaria; Anthozoa; Scleractinia; Pocilloporidae. The record is from RefSeq and is a predicted model, not a curated record.
UUGCAAGGGUCUCCUAGUUACUCGAGUGUUUGCGACAAAAGGUGGCUGGACGAAAUGGCUACAACUUUGCACCUUCCAGCGAUUUCACGAGCGCUUGUCGCCCAUGAAUUUCCGAAAGUUUGGGAACAUAGCUCUCAUAGGAAGAAUUUGUCACACUGGUCUAAACAAGAUGUACCCUCGUUAAAACUCGCCCAGCAGCUGGAUACAGAUCAUUGGGCAAAGCUCAAGGGAAAGCACGUUAACUUCCUGAAUCGCAUGUCGGAUACUUUAUCGUCAAAAGAAGUUUUAGCUGGUCAUUCUCAGAAAGACCCGGAGCUGUCAAGUGCGUUUCAGAGAUAUUACUACGAUCAAAGCAGACACAGAGAAGAACUGUCGAAGAAAACAUAUACCAUGUAUUAUCAAGGCAAACCGCUAGAGAAGGCGGAAUCUUCAAGGCAAGUUCUCCAACAGACGAACGACCUUCCACGCCCCCAAGUUCAAAGGCGUCCAUCGGUUUACAAUCAACGGGCCAAGGAAGGCUUCAAAUUUUGGCUGGAAAGUGAUCCAAUGAUUAAAAGAAUUUCGUUUUGUUCGAAGUACACGUUUGGCUCAAAAAGCACAUUCCAUGGACUUGGAAAUGCUCCAAGAAAUUAGCUGAAACAACAGACAUACGAAAUUUUAAGGCGUGGUCUCGAAAAUCUCACAAGUUCAGCAAGAGUGUGCAUACAAAACAAUAAAAAAAUUAGUUAUAUGUACAAGUAACGCAGAAUAUAAAAAUGUAUGUUUUCGUUAAUGAGUGAAAAAAGAAAGUGUGAAUUAUCAUAAUUUAUUCCUUUUGUAAAACCAAUUAAAAUGAUAAACAA